Molecule: messenger RNA, 1758 nt
Organism: Setaria italica (foxtail millet)
Lineage: Eukaryota; Viridiplantae; Streptophyta; Magnoliopsida; Poales; Poaceae
Product: SEC12-like protein 2
Exons: 10
Coding region: 147-1328 (393 amino acids)
Biological process (GO): protein secretion
Cellular component (GO): endoplasmic reticulum membrane
Molecular function (GO): GTPase activator activity; guanyl-nucleotide exchange factor activity; protein binding
Source: RefSeq, a predicted model, not a curated record
UGGUCAACCAAGAACGCAUCCUUUGCACAACCGCAUCAGCGUCACGCCAUCACCUCCGCACGCGCACACCUCCCCCACCGUCAGCCGCGCGUUCUCCGGCGACCACCACCACCGACAUCACCCAUCUCCCCCGCAGGCCGGCGGCGAUGGCGGCCCGCGGCGGGCAGUCCUACGGGUUCCCGAUCUACUGCGCCGCCUGGCUCCCCCUCGCCCACAUCGUCAAUCCGGACCCUCCCGCCACCGAUGCGGACGCGGAUGCCGCCUCCUCUUCCCCUCCGCCGCCCCCGAUGGCCGCCCUCGGCGGCGGCGGCGGGGAGGGCCGGAGCGGCGUGCCCAACAAGCUCGUCGUGGCCGCGCUGGACCCCGCCGCUGCGGCGGGGGAAGAGGCGGCUCUCUCCCCUGAAGCGGUUGUUGAGGUCAACACCGAGGAGGAGGUGCCGUAUAGGAUGGCCGUCCACCCGCGCGGCGACGGCGUGGUCUGCGCCUUCCCCAACGGAUGCAGGUUGUAUCGAUGGGAAUCACAGGAAGGAGACGAACCACGUAACCUAGCUUUGGAGGCUGACCAGGAAGCAUUAGCGGAGCUAACAGAUGUUGGUUUGCAGUUGGCCGUAUCAUUCAGUGGAGAAGGUUCAAUACUUGCCACUGGUGGUGAGGACGGACAUUUAAGGGUCUUCAAAUGGCCUGCCUUGGAGUCUGUUCUCACAGAAGCUGAUAUUAAAACCUCAAUUAAGGAUCUUAGUUUCAGUACCGAUGAGAAGUUUCUUGCUGUGAAUAGGAGCAGUGGUCCAUGUAAAGUGUGGGAUUUGCUGUCAUCCGAAGUUGUAGCUAAUCUCCCAAGAGAAGCAGGAGAAAUAUUUGGAUUCUGCAGAUUCUCCAAUAAGACUGACAAUAGUAACGUCUUAUUUAUAGCUGCAAUGCAAGGUGACUAUUGGAAAAUAAUAUCUUGGGAUACUACCUCAUGGACAAGAGUUGGAUCAAAGAAAAUAACUCGUGAGGCUAUUUCAGCUUUCGCUGUGUCACCUGAUGGUGCUCUUCUGGCAAUUGGAACAAUUGAAGGAACCGUCAUCGUACUAGGGUCAAAAGAUAUGCGAACACUCAUAACAGUUAAAAAGGCACAUCUUGGCAUUGUUACUACGCUGGGCUUCUCCCAGGAUUCAAGAACCUUGCUGUCAACUUCCUUUGACUCAACUGCAAGAGUGACGUCAGUUGGGUCCCCUAAGAGUAAUGGUUCAAAUGUAUGGCCUAUGAUACUAGUUAUCAUUCUAGCAAUUUUGGUAUACUACUGUAUGCAACACAAGGCAGAGCUUUUGGCAAUUUUGCCGCGUUGAGAUAGAUUUUUGAUCAGGCACAACUGAUAUCGCAUUUACUUGCCUUUGUGAUUACUGAUCCUCAGCUUGAGAUAUAUGCGGUAUUGCUUUAGAAUUGAGCAAUUUUGUCUUAGGUCAACUGUCACUAUUGUAUCUAGGUAAGCGAAACAGCAAAAGGUGUUGAGGCCUUUACCUUGUCAUGCUUGUGUAAAAAGGGGGGGAUGCACUCAUGUUGUCAAAAGUUUUGUAAGUUGAUGGCUGCGAGAGUUGUCUGUAGCUAUGUUUCUUCUUGCUCCAAGUUAGGAGGAGAUUGCCCCCAAGAGUUCAAUAUAGAGAGUUCAACGACAGUUUAUUUUGUAUUUGUAUGCCAAAACAAUUUAUAGACCUAUUAAAGCUGUAUGAAAGUUACUUUUAACGAAGAAAAAAAAUGCAAAUUGCCUCUUGGUGCCUA